This is a messenger RNA of Brassicogethes aeneus, 1750 nucleotides long. The record is from the annotation of a GenBank genome assembly. NCBI's taxonomy places the organism in Eukaryota, Metazoa, Arthropoda, Insecta, Coleoptera, Nitidulidae.
AGUUGUUUAGGUUAUGUUGAGGUAGUGGUGUGUUUACAUUUUCUCGUAGUAAGUAAUGAACUGUAUACUAAAAACCAUAACCACACUGUCAAAAACCGCAAACAUCAACAAUCAAAUAAGAACAAUGCACAACGAAAUCCUCAGGGAAAUUUUCCAAGAAUCCGUAAAUUCAGUUCAACCGCAGACUCUCAUCAAAAACAAGGUAUUGGUACACGAGAGCCAUCUAUCAAUCGACAGCGAAACCCACCCGAUCAGCAAACCAUGCUACAUCGUAGGAUUCGGGAAAGCAGUCGUGGGCAUGGCGGUUCAACUUGAAAAAGCCUUGGGCUCCAAACUAGAGAUGGGGAUUGUGACGGUGCCCAAAGGCAUAUUCGAAUGUUUUAAGGAUAAUAAGGAAGUUUUACCGGCGCCAAAUUCCAGAAUAAGGUUUAUUGAAGGCGCUGAAAAUAAUUUGCCCGAUAAAAAUGCUGAGCAAGGAGCCAAGGAAAUUAAGGAGUUAGUGGAACAGCUCCAGGCUGAUGAUUUCCUAAUUGUUUUAAUUUCAGGUGGAGGUUCGGCCCUUCUCCCUUUACCGAUUCCACCGGUAACUUUGGACGAAAAAUUAGGUUUAAUUAAAAAUCUGGCGAAGCGUGGAGCCAACAUAAUAGAACUGAAUUGCGUGAGGAAACAAAUAUCGGCGCUCAAAGGGGGCAAGUUGGCAGAGCUCUCAUACCCUUGCAGAACGGUGUCAUUAAUUUUGUCGGAUAUUAUUGGAGACCCAUUGGAUUUUAUAGCGAGCGGUCCCACAACGCCAAACAACGAUACUUUCAUAGAUCCAAUAAAGAUAAUAAAGAAAUACUCAUUGUAUAGCGAAACUCCAAAUUCGAUAAAAGCGGCUUUCGAAAAGAAAAAUCGAUCGCCUGAAACCGUCACGCCAAUUCUAAAUGGAAAAUACAAACACGUAGAAAACUAUAUUAUAGGAAACAACAAAAUAGCGGCCGAGGCGGCCAGAAUGCACGCUGAAAAACUCGGAUUUCAGUCGCUGGUGCUUUCGACGAACAUAGAAGGGGAAGUCGCAGAAAUUGCCGAAGCGUACGCUAAUCUGGCACGCAACACCGCCGAUCUAAUUAGAAAUUCAUCCAGCGAAGAAAGUUUGCGAAGUUUUCGUCAAGCAUUGAAAGCUGAUUUGCAUGUUGCAGAUGAUUUAAUUAGCGGGAUUAUCAAUAUGGAUUUCAGCAAGAAAAUGUGCUGGGUGCUGGCCGGCGAGCCGACAGUUGUGGUAAAAGGCGCCGGCAAAGGGGGCCGAAAUCAGCAAUUAGCCCUGGAGUUCGCGUUCCGGGUAAACAGCCACCAAAUAAAAUCCGCAAAUAUUUCAUUUCUUAGCGCCGGCACAGAUGGCAUAGACGGACCGACCGACGCUGCAGGAGCCCUGGCGGACGCCAAACUGCUCGCCAACUGCCUCGCAGAGAAAAUUAACCCCGCAGACUAUUUAGAUAAUAACGAUUCAUAUAGUUUCUUUAGUGCAUAUAAGGAGGGAGAGUGUCUAGUUAAGAUCGGACACACUGGUACCAAUGUUAUGGAUAUACACUUAUUAAUUGUUGAACCUAUUGAUAAACAAUAAAUAAGUUCUUAUAUAUACCGAGUGUAUCUGAGAAUAAGCGCACCCCUGUAACUUUUUUAUUUAUAAAGAUAGACACAUGAAAUUUAGCAUGGCUAAUUAGGAUAUAAAAUGCCACUUAUAAGAGUACAAAAUGAAUUUUUUGAACUUCCG